This is a messenger RNA of Anopheles stephensi (Asian malaria mosquito), 4557 nucleotides long. RefSeq lists its product as uncharacterized. Lineage: Eukaryota; Metazoa; Arthropoda; Insecta; Diptera; Culicidae. Gene Ontology annotation, molecular function: RNA binding; zinc ion binding; aspartic-type endopeptidase activity. Gene Ontology annotation, biological process: proteolysis. The coding region runs from base 1 to 4530 and encodes 1509 amino acids. The record is from RefSeq and is a predicted model, not a curated record. The transcript is spliced from 5 exons.
AUGCAGACCGAUCCAACACUUGCACAAGUGCAAUCCAAAAUGCUGGAAGAGCUGAAGGCUGAACAACAUACACUGCUGAAUCAACUCAUCGAGCAGCUACCGUAUGAUUUGGACAAGGACAUCGCUGAGGACGAAGUGUUCCAGGCCGAAUAUUUGGUGAAAGCGGCAUCUCUUCAGAGCAUGGACGUCAAGCCUCCGCCGGUGGCAGCACAACUCGUAAUGCCGCAACACCGUCUCCACAUCCCGAUGCCUACGUUCGACGGUAGCUACGAACAGUGGCCAAAGUUCAAGGCUAUGUUCCAGGACAUCAUGAGCCGAGCCAAUGAGUCUGAUGCUGUGAAACUUCAUCAUUUGAACAAGGCGUUGACAGGAAAGGCUGCCGGCAUAAUCAACGCCUCAAUGAUGAACAGCAACAACUUCGAGAGUGUAUGGGAGAUCUUAGUCCAGCGGUUCGAGAACCCCCGGUUGAUCGUCGACAAACACAUCGCCGGGUUGUUACACCUCAAGGCGCUACCCCGAGAGUCUGCAAAGGAUCUUCGUCACCUUGCCGAGACUUGUAAGGCGCAUGUUGACGGUCUCAUCUUCAUGGAGAAGCCCAUCGACGGAACCAGCAACCUCAUCAUCACCCACAUUCUGUCAUCGUGCCUAGAUGCGGAAACUCGGAAGUUGUGGGAACGCUCGUUAAAGCAUGGAGAGUUUCCUGAGCUGUACAAAACUCUUGAGUUCAUCACUCGGCAGACGGAAGUGUUGGAAAGCUGUGCAACGAAGGAGCCUCAACAACGACAACCGUCGGGAAAACCAGCGAGCACCAAGGCAUUUGUGUCAUCGACUCCGAACCCUCCGCAGCUCUGUUGCGCUUUGUGUAAGCAGCAACAUCCAUUACACAAGUGCCCCACGUUGUUAAUACUGACGACUACGGAUAAGAUCGAGAAGCUGAAAACAUUGAACCGCUGCUUCAACUGUUUUGGUACCGGACAUGCAGUUUCUAAAUGUCCCUCACCAUGGUCGUGUCGUCACUGCAAGGGCAGGCAUCACACGUUGAUUCAUGUGGAGAACUCACGUGUAACACCUGGUCCAUCACCUGUUACUGGAAGACAAUCUACAACCGCUACGACAACAUUAACCACAGUUGUGUCAUCCACUGUGUUGCUUUCGACGGCAAUGCUCAACAUCACCGACAGCGCAGGAGUCACCCAUCCGGCACGUGUUCUUCUGGACAGCGGAGCACAAUCCAGCUUCAUCACUGGCAGGCUAGCCCAAUUCCUAUGUUUACCACGCAAAUUGGUAAACAUUCCCUUGUCAGGGAUUGGUGGCAGCGCAGGAUCGAACGUGCGAUACACCGUGACUACUACCAUUCAUUCCCGAUGCUCCAGUUACAAUGCAACGGUGGAAAUGUUAGUGCUUCCCAAACUGACGGUGGAAAUGCCACGACAGUACAUCAACAUCAGCCACUGGAGUAUUCCUGAAGCAUGUGUUCUGGCUGACCCGUCGUUCAACAACCCAGCGCCUAUCGACCUGAUACUGGGAGCAUCACUCUUCUACGAGAUCCUGAGGACCGGACGGCUAUCGUUGGGUGACAACAUGCCAACGCUCCAAGAAACCGAAUUUGGUUGGGUUGUCAGCGGAAACACCAUCAUCGAGGAACCAUUGUCAUCUUCAAUGUGUGCAGUCGUCACGCACACCAACGAGCUGGACUCUUUGAUGAAGAGAUUCUUCGAACUAGAAGAGGUGAGCGGCACACCAAGCUGGAGCAACGAAGAACGUGCGUGUGAGGAGCAUUAUACAGCGACAACUACCACAGACAUCAACGGUCGAUACGUGGUUCGACUUCCCCGGAAAGCCGAAAUGAUCGGCAAACUUGGGGACUCAAAGACCAGCGCACUAAGAAGGUUCUUAGCAAUAGAACGACGACUUCAAAGAGAACCGGAAACUCAACAAGCCUAUGUUGAUUUCAUGAACGAGUACCUUCGCUUAGGUCAUAUGAGCAAGGUGGCAGCUACAUCGAUGGACGCUGAGACGUUCUAUCUACCUCAUCAUCCGGUCUUCAAAGCCGACAGCACCACUACCAAGUGCCGUGUCGUCUUUGACGCAUCGAGCAAAUCAUCAACGGGAGUAUCAUUGAAUGAUACGUUAAUGGUCGGGCCGACCAUUCAACAGGAUGCUACCUCCAUUUUGAUGCGGUUCCGUACAAGGGCUGUUGCCCUCACAGCAGACGUGGCUAAAAUGUACCGGCAGGUUUUGGUACAUCCCACCGAUCGAUCCCUGCAACGCAUCCUGUGGCGGAAUUCACCAAACGAGCCCAUCGAGGAGUAUGAGCUCAACACCGUGACGUAUGGGACAGCAUCUGCACCGUUCCUGGCAGUACGAUCAUUACAACAAACGGUAGAAGAUCAUGGGAAGGAAUAUCCGGCUGCAGCUGCGCGAUCCUGUGACUUCUACGUGGAUGAUUUCGUGUCUGGAAGUGAUUCGCCGGCAGAGGCUGAAUCCCUACAAGUACAAACGGCAGAAUUGUACGCGAAGACGGGGUUCGAGCUACGAAAAUGGGCUUCCAACAAGCCAUCCGUGCUACAGCAUGUGGACCAACAGCAGUUAGCAGCCACUCCAUCUGCUGAAUCGGGAGCCGAAGGAGUUCUGGCAACUCUUGGUUUAGUUUGGGACUCAUCUUCCGACAACAUGAGUUUCAAAAUCAACGCGCCCUACGUUAUUGGGCCAAUAACGAAGCGGAAGGUCCUUUCUUGCAUCGCCAGGAUCUACGAUCCUUUGGGAAUUGUUGACCCAGUGAAAGCCAUGGCGAAGCAAUUCCUCCAACGUAUCUGGACUCUUCAGACGGACCAGCAACAUCCCUGGGGAUGGGACGACGAACUACCGCAUCACCUUCAAGGACAAUGGAUCAACUUCCACAACCAAUUGAUCCAUCUACAGGAGCUACACAUUCCUCGUGUAGCAAUUGGACCUGACAGCAUCUCUAGCCAAUUCCAUUUCUUUUGCGACGCGUCAGAAAAGGGAUAUGGAGCAUGCUGUUACAUCAGGAGCUGCAACGAACAGGGAGUCGUCACGAUUCAACUGUUCGCCUCGAAGACGAAAGUGACACCAAUAAGCAGCAAGCACUCCAUCGCCCGACUGGAAUUGUGCGCAGCACAAUUAGCCAGCUUGCUUUACAAUCGUGUGAAGUCAGCUGUCGAGUUGCAAUCUCCAGCUACAUUUUGGACGGAUUCAACCACCGUGGUGCAUUGGCUACGAGGAUCACCAAGCUGCUGGAAGCCGUUCGUCGCCAAUCGUGUCUCGCAAGUGCAACAGCUUACAACUGGUUGUGCUUGGCGACACAUUGCUGGAAUAGACAACCCAGCGGACCUUGCAUCACGCGGCUGCCUGAGUAAGGAGCUCCUCAACAAUCCGUUAUGGUGGCAGGGCCCACCAUGGCUAAAUCAACCGGAAGAGCAAUGGCCGGAAUCAUCGAUAUCGUCAUUUGACGACGACGCUGCCGCAGAAAGACGCGCCUCUACAGUGGCCUGUGCAGUUGUCGAGAAACCGCACCAUCGCGUCUUCACGUUAUACUCAUCGUUCUCGAAGCUCAGAAGAAUGAUGGCGUAUUGGGUUCAAUACUUCAACCGUUGUUCAAAACGUCGAUCGUAUACUGGCCCUGGUAUCACGACAGCAGACCUGAAGGAAGCAGAGGAAGUAAUGUGCCGAUUAGCGCAGAGGGAUUAUUUCACACAAGAAAUAAGAGCACUACAACGGAAGGAAUCAAUUUCUUCGUCAUCGAAGCUGAAGUGGCUGCAUCCGCAGCUGGGAGCAGACGGCAUCAUUCGUGUUGGUGGCAGGCUUAGCAACGCAUUGCUAUCAGAGGACACCAAACAUCCUAUCGUGGUUCCCAACGGACAUCCGUUAGCCCAUCUGCUGAUGGAUCAUUUCCACAAGACGCUGCUACAUGCGGGACCACAGCUGAUGCUGAGAAGCGAGCCUAUAUCAAUUGCAGCCCUCCCCGUGGUAAUCACACUUGUCACAUUACAACACCCAGCGCCCAGAGGUGUCGGAGUGCCACGUUCACGUGGCAGCAAGAGUUGCGGUGCGUGCGGUGUAAAAUACGGACAGCGUGUGCCGACAGCAGCGUCGCCCAGCAACACGAACUCGAGCAGCUCGUCCAACACCGGUUCGCAGAGCGGCACCCUGAGCACGAGCCUGAGCAACACGACCAACACAAACAACACGAUGGGUCCUAGCAACACGCCACAGCAGACGGAGCAGCUGUCCAAAACGAACCUCUACAUUCGCGGCCUGCAACAGGGCACGACCGACAAGGAUCUUGUCAACAUGUGUGCACAGUAUGGUAACAUCAUCUCUACAAAGGCAAUAUUAGAUAAAACAACAAACAAGUGUAAAGGAUACGGAUUUGUUGACUUCGAGUCGCCAUCGUGUGCCGAGGGUGCCGUCAAAGGGCUUCAAGCGAAGGGCAUCCAAGCUCAGAUGGCCAAAGUGGGUAUCUGGGUGCUACAUAGGCCGGCCAUUGUACGUUUGUUUGCAUGCAAGUAAUACUUACACUUUCCCCCUGCCCACCUC